UCAAAAACGAAAAGAUACACAAAACGUCAAUGGACGCAGUUUUCGCCGUAAAAUUAAAAAAAAUGUAAUUUUUAGGGUAAUACAUGUUGGAGAAUCAUUGAAAAAUGUGGAAUGUCAUCAUUCAUUGUGCUAUGAAGAAGAUUAUUUCGAUUUUAGUGGAAAGUGUACAAGUGAUUGUCCGGUAAGCAGCAUCUUAAAAUCGCGAGACAGGCAUCGUCCGUAAAUAAGAGGAAGGACGAAUCGGAUUACAAAGAAAGAAUUAUACACCGAUUUUGCGGGAAGGUAGCACAACGUAAAGAAAAGCAUAGAUGGCACGGACACUAGUGAUAAAACAAUCAUUUGCAUUGAUUCUGCUGUGCUUAACAUUGUUUGGAACCACACCCGGGAAAAUAAAGUUAGUAGCGGCUGGGGCCACAGACGGAGCAUCCACGGUGGGGGGAGACUUUGACGAUCCGCCUGAUGAUGAGGAAGGCUAUUGUGCCCCGUACAAUGGGAAGGUCUGUAAAUCGUUCGUCAAGGGCCGGCAAGUUUGGUACAACCGAGAGGAUGGCUCCGGGGGAUGGCUGAACGAACAGAUCACCGCAGCUCUUUUCAGGGAUUUAAUCAACGAUCUUCCGGAUUAUUGUAGACCAGCAGCUGAGAAACUGCUAUGCGCCUUUGCGUUUCCCCAAUGUGUCAUCCGAGAUGGAGUGACGAUCCGUUUACCCUUGUGUUACGAAGAUUGUGUGGCAACGCAUCUACAGUUCUGCUACAAUGAUUGGGCCCUAAUAGAGGAGAAGAAAGAGCGCGGCGAUGUAAUUAAGUCGAGGGGUCAUUUCCGGUUGCCCAAUUGCGAGGAUCUGCCGCGAUACAACAGAACGGCCCGACACUCCACUUGUUCGCAUGUCGGCCUUACAGAGUUGGUUCAAGAAGAAGUGACAUAUGACUGUCGGAUGGGCAAUGGUCGUUACUACUUGGGAACGGUGAAUGUUACUGCAACUGGCAUACCGUGCCAAAAGUGGGAUUCUCAAGAACCACAUUCUCAUCAUAAGCCACCGCUGGUAUUUGCUGAGUUACAGGAAGCGGAGAACUACUGUCGGAAUGCUGGCGGCGAAGAACCGACUCCUUGGUGCUAUACGACGGAUAAAGGUGUUCGCUGGCAGGCCUGUGAUAUACCAUUAUGUCCUAAUUCUACCGACAUGAGUGCCACCAAAAAGCCCGUUAACAUUGUGAUGGAAUCGGUGUUCACUCCGUCAAUGAUUUUCUUGCUCUCCGGAAUUGGAUUCGUUGCGAUUGUCUUAUUGCAUCUUAUGGUGUUCCUAUGCUACCGAAUCACCCGUUACAAUAGCAACCGUCGACAAGGGGCGGCUGGAUACAAUACCGCUUCAACCCAGGACACGCAAGGAAUCGACAUCAACAAACUGCCCAGUAAUAUAAAUUACCAUAGAACCGGAGCUCAACUGAAUCCCAAGUUGGAGAAACUCGAGUUCCCUCGAAACAAUAUCAUAUACAUCAAAGACUUAGGUCAAGGAGCGUUUGGACGCGUUUUCCAGGCGAAAGCUCCGGGUUUGAUAGCCGGUGAAGACUUUACAUUGGUAGCAGUGAAAAUGCUAAAAGAUGAAGCUAGUCAAGAUCUUCAGGUGGACUUUGAAAGGGAAGCAUGCUUGCUGGCAGAGUUCGAUCAUCCGAACAUAGUGAAACUGCUGGGAGUCUGUGCUAUUGGACGUCCGAUGUGUCUUCUGUUCGAAUUUAUGGCUCGAGGCGAUUUGAACGAGUUCCUACGACAAUGUUCACCAUUCGCUCAACAGAAUCGGGCCGACAACAUAACCACAGAGCUAUCACACGGAGAUUUGCUAAGUAUAGCAUCACAAAUUGCGUCCGGAAUGGUGUAUCUAUCGGAGAGAAAGUUUGUCCAUCGGGAUUUAGCCACGCGGAACUGUUUGAUCGACGACAACAUGGUCGUAAAGAUAGCGGACUUCGGUCUCUCGCAUAAAAUCUACCUCCAGGAUUACUACAAAGGGGAUGAGAACGAUGCCAUUCCGAUUCGCUGGAUGCCUCUGGAGAGCAUCCUGUACAACAAAUAUACAAUCGAAUCCGACGUUUGGGCGUAUGGAGUUUGUAUUUGGGAGAUUUUCUCCUUCGCCAUGCAACCGUACUAUGGCAUGACGCACGAAGAGGUCGUCAAGUUUGUCAAAGAAGGCAACAUGCUGAGCUGCCCGGAAAAUACACCGCUGACAGUGUAUGAUCUGAUGCGGAAGUGUUGGAGCCGGAAGCCUGCGGAUCGGCCCAGCUUCCCGAUCAUUUAUCAGAAACUGCAGCAAAUAAGAGCGGAUUUUGACGGGAAAAUGCUGAUGUAGUCGAUUCGGUAAGUAGCUUACGUUCAUUUUGUUCUCGGUAUGAAUGGGUUUUGUUUAUCAAGGGUAUUUACAGGAGUAUACCAUUUUAUCUAUGACUGUUUUAGUUAUCUGACUGCUUUAUUUGCAUUUGCAAAACAAAUUCUAGACUUGACUUUUGUUCAACGAUUAUUAGAACUGAAAAGGUGACUGAUUUUUUUAGUUUAACGAAGGCUUUUGUAUAAUAGACAGUUUUUUACAGAUUCAUCGCGCAUCACAUAGUUGUUUUAGAAGUUUUAGAUUCAGGUUCACUUUUGCGGUACGUUGGGCUUUACAAAAGUAAAAUGGUUUAAUGUUGGUCUACGUUUAUUUAUUCAGGUCGCCACAAAUAUUGUUCAAGCUUUAGCAAUUUCCAAAUUCACGCUCUGCUUCCAUAAUUAAGUUAUGUUUAGACUUCUUAAACAAUAAGGUGAGAUUCUUCUGAUUGCCGGUACUUAAGUCCGAGAGAUCUGCUUUCAUUGCAAUUACCAUUUUUUAUUCUACUUAACCAUACCUCAGAUAGUCGUA
Messenger RNA from Armigeres subalbatus, 2879 nucleotides. RefSeq names its product tyrosine-protein kinase transmembrane receptor Ror2 (gene Nrk). Bases 309 to 2336 code for a protein of 675 amino acids. The record is from RefSeq and is a predicted model, not a curated record. Gene Ontology annotation, biological process: positive regulation of kinase activity; multicellular organism development; positive regulation of neuron projection development. Gene Ontology annotation, molecular function: Wnt-protein binding; ATP binding; transmembrane receptor protein tyrosine kinase activity. The transcript has 4 exons. Gene Ontology annotation, cellular component: signaling receptor complex; plasma membrane. NCBI's taxonomy places the organism in Eukaryota, Metazoa, Arthropoda, Insecta, Diptera, Culicidae.